CCAAAGGACUCAUCCGACCAUCCACUUCGCCGUACGGUGCCCCAGUACUCUUCACACCGAAACCGGACGGAAGCCUGCGCAUGUGCAUCGACUACCGAGCUCUUAACAAGCAGACCAUCAAGAAUAAAUAUCCGAUACCGCGAAUCGAUGACCUGCUUGACCAGCUUCGGGGAGCUACGGUAUUUUCCAAACUGGAUCUGCGGUCCGGAUACUGGCAGAUACGGAUGGCGGACAACUCUAUCCACAAAACUGCUUUCCGAACUCGGUACGGAUCGUACGAGUAUUUGGUCAUGCCGUUCGGACUCACCAACGCGCGGCAACGUUCCAAGCCGAAAUGAACCACAUUCUACGACCACUUCUGGACGAAUGCGUGGUGGUGUACCUGGACGACAUACUCAUCUACUCGCGCGACAUGAAGCAGCACGUCGAACACCUGCGACGCGUCUUCGAAAUUCUUCGACGAAACGAUUCUACGUCAAACUGUCCAAGAGCGAAUUCGCCCUGGAAAAGGUCCAAUUUCUAGGACACAUGGUGAGCGCUCAAGGAGUUCACGUCGACCCCAAGAAAAUCGAAGCCGUACGUACGUGGAAGACACCCGAGAACGUGAAGGAGUUGCAGCAGUUCCUAGGCUUCGCUAAUUACUACAACAGGUUCGUGCCACAGUAUGCGAAACUCGCGGCACCACUCACGAAUCUGCUGAAGAAGAACACGCCCUACAAAUGGGAGACGAAGCACCAGGAAGCCGUGGAGCAGCUGAAACAAGCACUAACGUCCGCACCGGUGCUCAUCUUGCCAGAUCCCGAACGUGACUACGUCAUGAAGCAGACGCCAGUGAUCAGGCGUGGGAGCAGUCUUGAUGCAAGACCAGGGAAUGGACUGCAACCAAUUGCCUACCUCAGCAAGAAACUGCACGGGGCAGAACUCAACUACCCGAUACACGACAAAGAGGCUCUUGCUAUCAUCAUCGCCUUCAAAGCGUGGAGAUGCUAUCUCGAAGGACGAAGAACAACCGUCUACACCGACCACUGCAGCCUGAAAUAUUUGAAGACACAACCCAACCUUUCCAGGCGGCAGGUCCGGUGGAUCGACUUCCUCGAGACACACUUCCACUACGACAUCGUGUACAAGCCCGGCCACAAGAACAAAGCAGACGCUCUCAGCCGGCCUGCACACGUUGCCGCGAUUCAGGUCGAAGGGAUGAAUCCACUACUCAAGGGACUCUUCACACACGGGUACGCCAUCGACCCCGAAAUUCCCUUGGCAGAAAAGCGACAUCUGCUACAGUGGGACAGUGACAUCGCGUACCGGAAAGGAUCAACAAAAAUCUGGGUACCCAAUUACCCUCCUUUGCGCCAGUUACUACUCGAAGAAUACCACGACGUCCUCUACGCCGGACACUUCGGUAGCAACAAGACGCUCACCGGUAUCGCCAAACACUACUACUGGCCCCAUAUGGCAGACGACGUCCAGAAAUUCGUCACCUCGUGUGAUACAUGUCAGCGGAUGAAGAGCAGCAAGCAGAAAAAGGCGGGACUACUGCAGCCUCUUCCUGUCCCAGAACAACCAUGGCAAGUGGUUAGCCUGGACUUCAUCACCGGGUUACCACCUACCUCCAGCGGUCAUGACGCCAUCCUUGUCGUCAUUGACAAGUUCUCCAAAAUGGGACACUUCAUCCCGACACACACGACGGCACGCACCGAGGAGACAGCACAGCUCUUCGUUCGUCACAUCAUCUCACAGCAUGGCAUCCCAACUACACUCAUCUCCGACCGAGACCCCAAGUUCACUAGCAAGUUCUGGAAGGAACUUAUGUCUCUGCUCGGCACCAAACUCGCCAUGUCAUCCGCAUACCAUCCGCAGACAGACGGACAGACCGAGCGCCUCAACCAAAUUGUUGAGCAACUCCUCCGAGCAGCCUGCAAGGACGACAUCUCCAAAUGGGACUUGCACCUGCCCGUACUCGAGUUUGCUUACAACAAUGCUACACAUGCCGCUACUGGACAGACGCCGUUCUUCCUCUGCUACGGACGCCACCCACUCACACCACAAAAACCGACAGCAUCAGCUACAGUCCAACCGCACAUGAUUUCAUCACAACCAUGCAUCAACUUUGGGAUCGGACCCAUAAGCGCCUCCUUGACAUUCAACAGCAACAGAAGCGCCAGGCCGAUCGCCAUCGCAACGACCACACCAUCACGGUGGGAGACCAGGUGCUUCUUGACACCCGCAACCUGGACAUCAGCCAUCUCCCAUCUAAACUUCGACCUCGCUUCUGCGGGCCUUUUCUCGUUGAAGCACAGGUCACUCCUGUUACCUUCCGCUUACGCCUGCCAGCUACCUGGAAGAUUCACAACGCCUUCCAUGUCCAACUUCUGAAGCCCUAUCGGAUCCUAACACGAUC
Messenger RNA from Closterium sp. NIES-67, 2401 nucleotides. Lineage: Eukaryota; Viridiplantae; Streptophyta; Zygnematophyceae; Desmidiales; Closteriaceae. The record is from the annotation of a GenBank genome assembly.